UUUCGCAGCGCGCAAACACUUUCUUCGCAUCGCGCCUCGCAUGACACAUUUCCAAAUAAGAGGAAAAAGUUCAUGAGUAAACAUGCUAAGCCUGUUAUCGUGUGCCAAUUGGUAAACAAAAAACAUUGAGAGCGCCGAAACAAUCAAGCAAAGUAAACUAAUUGAAUAUAAAAUAAAUCACCAACGGAUUUUGGCACAGAAUGAGCCAAACUUUUAAAACUUUAAUGCACGGCAUCGACGGAGACAGAGAUGGAGUUUCGCAGCAGUCGUCGGAGGAUGUACCGGACUCCACAGCGACAACCACGGCGACUUCGACAGCCGGCGACGUUGGAGGCGGACCAAGGGAUGGCGGCGAGGAUGACUUCACCGAUGACAACAAUUUCGAAUCAAAUUUGCGACGUCGCAAAGGCAAAAUAAUUUCCUGUGCCAAGGAGACCAUCGAGAAUGCUUCCCGCCAAUUACGCCGCAAAGUGCCCUACGCAGGUCAUUUGAUGACUCCUCGUCGCCUUUGGCUCAAUAAAAUUCCCACACAAUGUGAUGUGGUCAUUGAAUUUCCUGAGGAUGCACCAGACGAAGCGCUCCGCUGGCUCCUGGCCCGCAUCCGCUCGCAGCCGCCGGCUGGUCUGGGUCUUUUGGUCCAGGUCAAGGCGCACGAGAGUACGCGGCGCAACGCCUUCUAUGUCAGUGCUCCCGUUAAUGUACUGUUCAAAGCCGCCGAAGAAGCCCGCCUGCCAAAACGCCUGCGUCCGGAUCUGGGCGGUGCUUUGAGGGAGUUCACCACCCGCGAGAGCCAUUGUUUCCAACAGUUGCGCGGCGACGUGGGAAGCACGGCACUAUUCACCUCCCAGGAGCGCCAGUGGCUGGUCCUCCAGGUGCUGCAGGGCCUGCGUGCCGGCUGCAGUGACAUCGAUGCCCUUCAUGGACGAGCGGCUGUCGCCGAGGGGCAGAGCAUCGUGGCCACCUGGCAGGAGUCCGGCCUGAUCACCCAGGUCUUUCCGCUGCACGAGCCCAGUUCGCUGACGCAGCUCCAGACGCACUGGGUCAAGCAGAUAUUUGCACCACAACCCCUGGAUGACAUUGCGGCCUAUUUCGGCGUUAAGGUUGCCUUGUACUUUGCCUGGCUGGGUCAUUACACCUGCGCCUUGGGCGUUCCCGCUGUGUUUGGUACCAUACUCUACUGCAUUCUGUGGGGCAAGGGUCAAACGGCCCAGGACAUGGGCCACGUGCUCUUCUCCCUGUUUAAUGUCGCCUGGGCUUCACUGUAUCUGGAGGCCUGGAAGCGCUAUUCCGUGGAGUUGGCCUUCCGAUGGGGCACUCUAUCAACGCCGCCAGAACUUUUGGAACCACCUAGGCCCCUGUAUAAGGGUCCUUUGGAGGAGAACAACGUGACGGGUCGUCUGGAGCCCAAGGAGGCGCCUGCAUGGCAGCGUCGCGCGUUUCGCUAUCUGGUCAGCUUUCCCAUAAUCGGAUGUUGUCUGUGUGUGGUCUUUGCUGUGAUGUUCCUCAUGCUGCGUUUUCAGGACUGGUGGGACUCCAAGUUGCCCGAGGAAAGUGUAUUGUGUUGUCUGAGUGUUAUACCGAAAGUCCUGCUGGCGGGAGCCAUUACCUUGAUGGACGAGGCGUAUUUUAAGUUGGCCGUUUGGUUGAACGACCGCGAAAACUACCGCCUGCAGUCGAAAUAUGAGAACCACUUGAUAGCCAAAGUGGCUCUUUUCCAGUUUGUUAACUCCUUCCUUUCGCUCUUUUAUAUCGCAUUCUAUUUGAGGGAUGAGGAGAAACUUAAAGAGCAACUGGCUGGUCUACUCAUCUCGCGCCAAAUCAUUGGAAAUCUCAGGGAGUCUGCGAUUCCCUACUUCCUUGAACAAUGGAAACUGGCCAAGUUGAGCUUCAACAUGUGGGGUGCUCUUAGCCCUACCCAAAAUGUGACCCGCAGUCUAGCCGAGGAGCUGGCCACUGCGGAAGCGGAACUGAAGGCAGAGUCCACAGGGACGACAGGAACGCCCACCAAAUCCCACCAGCCGGAAUCGGCGAGUAAAAGGAAUAUUGGACAGGCUGAAAUAGAGAGCUCGUUGUACAAGUACGAUGGCACUUUUUCUGACCACUUGGAGAUGCUCGUUCAAAUGGGCUAUGUGGUCCUCUUUUCGGCCGCCUUUCCCCUAGCCGGAGUUUGUGCUCUGAUCAAUAACCUGAUGGAGAUUCGUUCGGAUGCCUUCAAGCUGGCCCAUGUUCAUCAGCGGCCCUUUGGGCAACGAGUGGCCAACAUUGGAACCUGGCAAAAUGCCCUCAGCAUCCUGUCGCUCGCCGCCGUCAUAGUGAACUGCGCCCUGAUUGGCCUCUCUGGACAGGUGUCGAGGCUAUGGCCAGGAUUGACCACCGCACAGACAAUUAUUCUAAUUGUUACCCUGGAGCACAUAAUGCUGGGUCUGCGGCAAGCACUCACCUGGCUCCUGCCGGAGUUGCCCUCGUGGUUGGCAGCGGAAAUCGCACGCGCCGAGCACUGCCGCCGGGAAAUGCAGUGCAAGGGCACCUCGCCGCGGCCCACGCCACCUACUCCGCAGUCGACCACGUCCACGCAGCCGGAACAGGAGGGCCCGGGCGGAUCGCAGAUGGAGAGCGGAACGAGCACCACACGAGACCAGUCCAUCGAGAGCCAGGUGGCCGAGGAUAUACUUCUCUACGGACAGGAGUUCGCGGGCUUCGGGCGUAGCAUCGAGGCGGAUGUCAAUAUUUAUGAGAAUCGUGAUUCAUCGCCCGAUUCGCCGCCCUCGCAGACCAGCACCAUACUGAUUAGACCGCUGCAUGAGUCAACGCCACCGCAUGGUGGCGCCUCCCUAGCCAGUCUGCACCAGGACGGUAAUGGCGGUGCUUAUCAGAGUUGUGUUAAAAAGUCGAAAAUGUUUAUACCGGAAAUUCCACCAUACCUGGGAUAUUCAGUGCGAAAUUUAACAACUUUCGCUGGUGGCAAGCCAAAAAUGCAACAACGCCUGAAGCUGCAGAGCGGAGCUUCCGCCAGCACGCUAGCGCUGAACGCGGCGGCAUAUGCAGCUCGCAUGCAAUCAAUGCAUAUCCAAGAAAUACCGCCGUUCCGAAAGAAAUCAACCGACUCAGCCGAUCACACCGGCAGCAGCGCCAGCAGCAGUCCCCAGCGAACCACGAUGCGGCAACUAUCGGCGCAACGGGAGCCGCAGCAGACGAUCCCUGAGAUACCGCCGUUCAAGACGCGCAAGAUAUCCGCGGAGAGUGCCAUGCAUCUGAAUAUGAGCGACAAGCUACACAUAAAACUUCAUGCACCAGAAUGGAUGUCACGUUUGAAAGUCAACGACAAUGCUAAUCUGCAUAGAAGCAUAGAUUGUAUUUCAAAGGAACUCGGAAACACCGCAGAUACAGCAGACAUCUUAAAGCCAGCCCCAUCCUGGUGCAAUGUGGCCAUGCGGUCGGGAGCACCUGGCAGCAAUUUGGCCACGCCACCAGCUUCUCAGCACCAGCAGCAAAUAGUGGCUUCCUCAUCCUCGUCCUCCGGCGGCGGUGGCAGCGUCUUUAGCCCCAGUGGCCCUGGACCAGCUGGAGCUUCCGGUGGCGGCAUCAGCAAUUCCCAGUCAAGACCUAGUGUCGGCGCACUAUCGAACUCUUCAUCUGGCUCAUCCCAUAAACAGCAAUUGAAGCAGCAGGCCAAGGAGGAAAAGGAGCGGGUCAAGGAGGAAAAGGAGCGGGCUAAGGAGGAAAAGGAGCGGGUUAAGGAGAAGGAGAAGGAAAAGGAGAAGGAGCGACUGAAGGAAAAGGAAAUCGAAAAGGCAAAGGAGAAGGAGAAGGAAAAGGAAAAAGAGAAAGAGAAAGAAAAGGAUGCUCAGGGAGCAGCAGCAUCCACAUCUACGGUUCCCACUGAAGACGAGGCUAAGGCUGCCGAACUGGCCGCCAAGAAGUCUCGUCUUAAGCAGAAGCUGGUGAAGAGUGCGAGGUCAGUGGCAAUCUUCUCGCUGAAGCUCAAGGAGCGAAGACAACGGGAGGCGGAGAAGGCAGCCACCAUAGCAGUGGAGCAUGCCAAGGCUCUGGCAAAGCUGCCGAUGCCGCAGCCAGUGGGCGGCGAAUUGUCUCUUAUACCCAUCGAACAACUCAUACAAAUUGAGGAUAUCAUACCUGCGAUGAAAGCUGCAAGCUCCUCGGCUGCACCCACAUCGUCCAGUCAAGCCGGCCCCUCGACGUAUCAUCAACAGCAGCAGCUGCAACAUUACCACCCACCUUCGCAUCCACAUCCUCAUCCACAUCCGCACACGGAUAAUUAGGCUUAUAAAUAUCAAGAUUGAUGGCCACCCCUUCGCACACUUUGUAAAUAGUUUUCUAUGCACCCGCCCCCAUCAAGCCGAGAUUUUAUCAAAGUUACUGAUGGUAUAUGAGCAAAUUUGCUGAAUGUGUGUCUUGUCCAGAGUUGGAAGAAACUAAUUAACUAUACAUAGUGGUUACCAUAUAGAGAACUAAGUUACUCAAACAAUAGGUCGACAAGAUUGGAACUUUAUUUGGUUCAGCGCUAAACGAUACAGAACUUAAAACAAAUUUACCUGCAGAUUAAUAACGAUAGUAAUCUACAGGCCAAUUCCAUUAAGAUUUUCUAACGUUUAGUCUUCGUCUGCUGCUUGGUUUCCCAGUGUAACCCAAGCAAAUUAUUCCAAAGCCAUUUCAUAUACAAGUUUAUCAAGUUUUGUAUGAAAACAAACUGAAUAAUGUUUUUGGCUAUUUAGCUUUUCGGGUACAGUGCAAUAGAAAUGCAUCAAUAGAAUUUGUAGUAAGCAAAGAAAUAAUAAUUUUUAAGAGUUGUGAAACGAAUUUUGUGUUAGCGUUUUAGCUGUUAAUGUGUUUUCGUAGUCAUUGUUGCUUAGCGUUUAGUCGUUUAGUCACUUUGCACUAUGGGGCGAACGACCACUUUUUGUGGAAUUAAUUAAUAACUCGAGA
This is a messenger RNA of Drosophila teissieri, 4944 nucleotides long. RefSeq names its product anoctamin-8 (gene wwk). The coding region runs from base 201 to 4280 and encodes 1359 amino acids. The transcript is spliced from 18 exons. Gene Ontology annotation, molecular function: chloride channel activity. The record is from RefSeq and is a predicted model, not a curated record. Gene Ontology annotation, biological process: chloride transmembrane transport. Gene Ontology annotation, cellular component: plasma membrane. NCBI's taxonomy places the organism in Eukaryota, Metazoa, Arthropoda, Insecta, Diptera, Drosophilidae.